UCAGUCUCUCUCACACAGAAGCGCAAACACAUGGAGACUCGAGACUUGAACUACUUUCCCCCUGAACCUCACUGUUUCCACUCAUAACACCGGCGCUAUGAGUCUGGGAGAAGAGCUGUGUUAUAAAGCACGUGAAAUGGAAGUGGAGGAAGACUUUUACUCGUAUGAGUUCAGUAAUGAUGCAGGUCUGCCGGUGUAUAAGGACAGUGAGGAGCUGUUCGCAGCGCUUCGGCAGAAGGAGGACGAGGUUGUUCUGGCAGCUCAGCUGGGAAAGGCUCUGCUGCUGGAGAACAGACAGCUGAAGCAGGAGAGAGACGCGCUUCACGACAAACACGCGCAGCAGCUGCAGGAGCUGGAGCAGGGCAGGUACGAGCUGCGGGUCAAGCUGGAGGACUGCCAGGCGCAGUGGGAGAGUCAGGUGUCUGAGCUGGAGCGAGACGUGCAGGAGCUGCAGGCGCAGGUCGAGAGACUGAAGCGGAGUCUGAGCGCGGCGGAGAGAGAGAAGAGCAGACUGAAGCAGGAGCACAGUGAACACAGCCAGAGACUCCGAGAACAGCUGCAGAGGGGAAUGGAAGUGGAGCAUACCAUGACCGGUGAGCUUCAAAGACUGAAAGAGGAAAUGAGAGAAAGGGGGCAAGCCAGACCCCAGGACGAAGAAAUCAUCAACGCGCUUAAAGAACAGGUGGCACGGCUCACGCAGCGGGAGCAAACACUCAAGCAGCGCUUAAAGAUGACUUGCCACGAGAAUGAGGAACUAAAAGACACUGUGACCGCGCUCCACGCACGCCUGGAUCUACAAGAACAACAGAGUCACACACACAUACAACAGCUGGCAGAGGCCUGGCGGGAAGUGGAUGGGGUUCGUUCCCGGGCUCAAGAGCUGCAGUCUCAGGUCGAGGAGCUGCAGGAGGAAGUGGCCCUAAGGGUGAACGACUCAUCUUUACUGUCUGAGCUUGAAUACAAUCUGGACAUGGCAGACUGGAGCCUGGACAAAGAACAGCAGGUCUGUCAGGAGCUGCACUACAUCCUGGAACUGCUUCAGCCUGUGGCCUACAGAUCAGAGGCUGAUCAGGACUCAGAUGACAGCCUGCAGGGCAUGCUGGGACAACUGAAACACGCAGCUCAGUGGAGGAGUGAGACACUACAGGAGAAGAGAAAGUCCAUUGUGGGAUCGGUGAGCGAUCCGUGUGAGAAUGCCAUCCAGAUACAGGAGCUGCAGGAUCAGAAUGAGCGUCUCGUAGCAGAAAGCACCGAGCUCAAGCUGCGAGCUGAGAGACUUGUGGAGCAGGAAGUAGUUCAGCAGGCCGUAAAGGACCGCGAUGAUGCCAUCACUAAGAAGACAGCGAUGGAGGCAGAGCUGCUGAGGACAAAGCAUGAUAUGAUGUGUUUAAACAACCAACUCCUGGAAGCCAUUCAGCGCAAACUUGAGCUGUCACAGGAACUGGAGGCCUGGCAGGACGAUAUCCAGGUUAUCAUCAAUCAGCAGCUGAGGAGCCAGCAGCAGACAGAACAGCCUCAGAAGAGAUCAGCGGGUCGGCUUUCUUUCCUGCGUAAGUCCAGACGACCGUCCACUCUAUCAGAGAUCAGCCCCGAGCAGAACCAGACGCCCUGGAGAGACUGGCUCAAACGCAGCAAAUAAACCUGCUGAGAACGUAUCAGACACUCAUGGAUGAUGAUCCACCGCCAAUGCCAAAGACAACUGACCGUGUUAGAAAA
Messenger RNA from Cyprinus carpio (common carp), 1716 nucleotides. RefSeq names its product BICD family-like cargo adapter 1. NCBI's taxonomy places the organism in Eukaryota, Metazoa, Chordata, Actinopteri, Cypriniformes, Cyprinidae. The transcript is spliced from 10 exons. Gene Ontology annotation, biological process: Golgi to secretory granule transport; vesicle transport along microtubule. The record is from RefSeq and is a predicted model, not a curated record. The coding region runs from base 98 to 1639 and encodes 513 amino acids.